ACUUAGCUGAAAAUGAACUUGUUGUAGAUUUAACAGAUGAUAUUGAUAAUGAUAUAUCCACUGAUACAAAAGAUAAUAACAAUGCAUUGGCUAAUAUAAAGGAUGAUAAUAAUGCAUUGAUCAAUGCAAAAGACAAUAAUAAUGCAUUAGUUGAUAUAAAGGUUGAUAUAAAGGAUAAUAAUAAUACAUUUGCUAAUGCAAGAGAUGAUGAUUCAUCGACAGGUAUAAAAAAUGAUAAUUUAUUAGCUAAAGGUAAUUCAGAAACAGGGUUUUUAGAUGAUUAA
Messenger RNA from Funneliformis caledonium, 284 nucleotides. Lineage: Eukaryota; Fungi; Glomeromycota; Glomeromycetes; Glomerales; Glomeraceae. The record is from the annotation of a GenBank genome assembly.